This is a messenger RNA of Hibiscus syriacus, 1923 nucleotides long. RefSeq lists its product as uncharacterized. NCBI's taxonomy places the organism in Eukaryota, Viridiplantae, Streptophyta, Magnoliopsida, Malvales, Malvaceae. The transcript has 11 exons. Bases 90 to 1814 code for a protein of 574 amino acids. The record is from RefSeq and is a predicted model, not a curated record.
UAGAUAAGUUUCAUGUUUUGAACAACUGAACCUAAGUUUCUGGUAUAUAAAUUUUGUGGUUUCUUUUGCAAGCUCAGAGGUCCCAAAACAUGCCGAGAAAAACCUGGAAGAAGCAUGUAGACGACACACCCACUUCAUCUUCAUCUCUGUCAACCUCAGACGAGUCUGAAUCAUCGCUGGAGAGGUCUCGCCGGCACCAGAAAGUCCGGCGUAAGAAGGAUGGAAGCUCAAGGAGAGAGAAAGAGCGAAAAAGAGAGAAAAGAAAGCGCAAGGAGAAAGAAAGGGAAAGAAGAAGAAGGAAAUCGCGGAGAGAGGAUGGAAGGGAGAAGAGAAGGGAUUACGAGUCUGAGUCUGAAUCCGGGUCUGGAUCUGAUUCUGACGGUGUUAAAGGGCGGAUUGAGCCUGAAGUAGUUGUCCGAGAGAUGUUGAAGGAGUUUCCUAAUGUUGGUAAUGAUUUGAAACAGCUUCUUCAAAUGAUUGAUGAUGGGCAAGCUGUUGACAUAAAGGGCAUAUCUGAAAGGUCUUUAAAUAAGCAUUUGAAGAGGUUAUUCCUUUCUUUAAAUCUAAAGGAGAAUGGUAAUAGAGUGUUUUUACACUCUUCAAAAUCUCGUCCUACCUUGGAUGUUGUUGGCCACAUGAUUCAGGCUCCUACAGAACCUAUAGAGCAACAACCCACAAAUUCUGGUUCAGUGAAGGAUGGCCAAGUAAUGGAUGAAAAUAAUUCAGACAAAGAUGAUUCUGCCGGUCCUAAAAGAAGGGUGAUUGGACCUGCAAUGCCUUCAGCUGAGUUGCUUGCUGCAGCAGCCAAAUUAACAGAAGCUCAGGCUGAUCUCAGAGAAGCAGAAGUAGAGGAAGACAAUGAACUAUUUAUUGGACCUCCCCCUCCUGCUCUGGUUGCUGAGGUUGCAUCAGCAAAUGAAGCAGAACGUUUUGAAGAGGUCACAAGAAUUAUGGGAGCUGAACCUGAUAGUCCAUAUGAUGUUGUAGGAGCAAACCACAAUAUGUCUGCUGAUAAUAUAAAGAAGAAGUACUGGAAACUCUCUCUUUUGGUGCAUCCCGACAAAUGUCCUCAUCCUCAGGCGCACCAAGCAUUUAUUAUACUCAACAAAGCUUUUAAGGAUUUACAAGAUCCAGAUAAGCGAAAAGCUCUGGAUGACAAAAUAAAACUGAAGGAGGAGCAGGAGAAAUUCAAGGCUGAGUUGCGAGCAAUGCGUGAAGCUGCACAAUGGAGAAGAUUACAAGGUAUAUCAAUGGAAGGCGAUGAUGAGCUCCUGGCAGAAGUGGAAGUCAAAGUGCCUCCUAAAAGGGACGAAUGGAUGACAACACUACCUCCUGAGAGGAAACCUGGUGUGACAAUGCAAUCAACCAAAUUUAGCAAUAGCACGAAAGAAGGGCGAGGUGAUACUAGUGUGUGGACCGAUACUCCUUCAGACAGAGCCCAAAAAGCAAAGAUGCAUUACUUGGAAGCCUAUAAUGAGGCUGCAGCUCUUGCUUCGAAUGAAGAAGUAAAGGCGAAUAGAAACGCAUCAGAUGCAGAUUUGGUGGAUGAAUAUAAUAAAGAAAAACGACCAAAAUCAUUGGUACAAAAGCAUAAAGAGGAGGCUGCAAAGCGACUGAAGAAGAAAUCGAAGCAACCAUUAGAGAAGCAGCAGCUGGAGAAAGACGAGUGGGAGGGGAAACAUCCAUGGAAACCAUGGGAUCGGGAGAAGGACCUGGUUGCCGGAAGGCAGAAUGUAAAUCUCGAUGCUGAAAACAUGGUUAAAGGUUUGACUUCCAGGUUUUCAACAGGGACCUUUCAGAGGAACUUCCUUUAAGGCCAAUGCAACCGAGUCCGAUAUUUUCUUGUCACAGAUGGGUAGAAUUCUACCAAACCCAUUGCGGUCGUCAUAUAUGCUGCUAUAUUGGUAGUUCAGUGAAGUAUCA